Messenger RNA from Struthio camelus australis, 2703 nucleotides. The record is from RefSeq and is a predicted model, not a curated record. NCBI's taxonomy places the organism in Eukaryota, Metazoa, Chordata, Aves, Struthioniformes, Struthionidae.
UGCCUUAAAUACCAGAUGGACUGCCCUAUGUCUCAGAAAGAGGCUUUGAUAACUAUUUAUUCAAUCUGUCAGCAAAACAGUAAGAAUCGCUUUAGCCUCAGGAUAUUUCCCUUUAGAAACAAUACAAUCAUUUACUUUCACAAUAUAUGUUAAGGAGUUGUCUGUCACCUCACUUUACAAAAUAAUUACAUCUGAGCAUUAUAAGACUUGAAGGUAUAAAAUCUUGGAAGAUCUUCAUUUUCCAUAGAAACAAAAGCAAAAUUUUAAUUUUUGUUCUUCGCUUCCUCUUUUUGCUGUAGGUGAAGCAAGUGAAUAUUUUCGAGAAAUCGGUGGUUUGAUGUUUAUAAAUGACCUUGCAAAGUCAAGCGUUCAUUGCAUAGUGAAGGAAGCAGCUUUAUUUACACUAGGAAUUAUAAUAGAAAGUAAUGUUUAUUGUCAACAGACUUUGUGUACGCCUGCAUUAUUUGAAGAUCUUAUUUCAUUUUUAAUGAAUAAAGAUUCUGGUGUGAACUUGAAAAGGAUGUCUGUUUAUGUCAUCUUAGUACUGGUUUCAAAUAACAAAAAUGGGCAAACGUAUGUCAGAGAAACAGGCUGCAUUGGUCUUCUGCUACAGUUAUUCAGAACAACUCUUUCCAUAUCUGAGAUUAAUCUGUCAGAUGAAAAUAUUAAUCAGUGCUAUCAGCUGUGGUCUUCAGUCUGCAGUACUCUUUGUGCCUGUGUUAAUAAUCCUCAAAAUGAAGAUAAUCAAAACAUUUGCUGUUCGGUUUUUUCGUACGCAAAAGAGUGGCUAGAAAGUUGCAUAGAGCCUGAAAUAGUUCGUCCUAUCUGUUCAUUUGUUGGACUCACAGUUGCAAAUAACUCAUAUGUACAGAAAUACUUUGCUUCUGUUAGAGGAUUGGAUACAUUAGCUAAAGUCCUCAUCAAGCUGAUGCAUGAUUCAUAUAUGAGCCACUCAAGCACAAAGCUUGCAGUAGUAGUAACAAAGACUCUGGAUGCCUGCAUUGCUAAUGACGCUACCAUGGGUGUUGUCUUGGCCAAGUAUCACACCGUGUCAGAGCUACUGAAGCUGCUGCCUAAUGACACUCUGGAUACAGGAGAAAAAAUUAGUGUUAUUCUAACAAUUGGACACUGUACUGAAGUUUGUGAAGAAAACCAAUACGAACUGCUUAAGAACAAUGGUCUUCCACUUAUGAUUCAAGUGUUAACUGAGUCUCAGGAUGAGGAACUAAACAAAGCUGCUACUUUUGUGCUGCAAAACUGCAAACACAUGACUGAACAAUUGUCCCUGAAAAUAAAUGAGAACUCAUUAAACGUGAACAGCGCAGAACAGUUGGAAGUGGAUGUGCAAAGCAGAGAAAGAACUCUCCAAGACUACUGGAAGAAAGCAAAAGAAAUUUUACACAGAAUAAACUUGAUUGAAAAAGAGCGUGAUAAGGAAAGAGUACAAAGAAAAAUAUUUAUUGACAGAUCUUCAGAAGCCAGUACUGAUGCAUCAAAAUGCCAUGAAAUGGAUGCUGGUGACCUAAAAACUCAAAUGGAAAGAACAUAUAAAAAUGAAACACUGAAGACUAUGAAUCCAAUGAAUGUUUCUACUGGACAAAAUGAACAGAGUAAUAUUCCCUGUUCGGUUGAACUGCAAAUGGACAGUGUACUUCAAAGUCAAAGCAUACACGAAAAAACUGCUUGUGAAAAAAAUCAGUCUGUUCAAGUAAGUGAACAUAUGUUUAAACAACCAUUAAAGACUGUUAGAAACCUGAAGCAGGCAUGCACAUCAGAUCAACAUACAUCCUACUCAGAGAUAACUAAGGAAGAAAAAAGUAUUUUGACUACAUCUGCAUCCCUUAAAACAGGAGAUUUAAGGUGUUUGGGAUGUACAGCGCCAGGCCUGUCCUUCAAUAGCAAAACCUUUAGCAAGAUGUUGCAAACUUGUCCAUACCCAUGUGAUCGUCACAAAGUCAUUCUGGAAGCUGAAGAAAGAUAUAAAAAGGAACUCAGGAAACUGGCUGUUUGUAGCAACAGCAGUUACGCAGCUUACAAGAGUAUCCUUUUGACUCCAAUUAGAAAAAACAAAACUGAUAGUUCAAACAGAGAUGAGCGUAGUAACAAUAUUUGGUUGACUGAAAAGUAUAACUUGAUACCCACCUAUGAAAGAUGUGAGUAUUACCAGAAAAAAUAGUUUGUAUUGCCAGAAAAUUAAUUUGCCUAACUUAAAGAUCAAGUUUGCCUUUAGGUCAGGGCAUUGAUAGAAGCAUCUGUGCUUGCUACUGGAGACAAAUGGCUGAGAAUUUAAUUAGGGUUGUUUUUGUAUUUUCAGUCAUAGUAUUAUUGAUGUUUAUUUUGAGUUAAUUCCUGUUAUGUGUUAGCUGCUUCUAAAACCUAAAUAAGCUUGGCAUGUUAAUGUCAGAAUGAUGAGAAAAAGAUACUUCUUUGUUUUUUGAAUAUUAGUAACUAUUAAUAAUGCAAUAUUUACAUUUUCAAGGUUAUUAGAAGAAAUAUUCCUUUACAAUAUGACAUUCAGUUUUACAACAGAUUUCAGUUAGUUUAAAAUAACUAAGAGAUGGGCUUAUUCACAAUUUCGUAGCUCUCCAAAAAAAACCAAGAUGCUAACUUGAAGACACAGAGUCAAAUGCGCAACCAAGAAUGUCAGUGUUUAAAAAAACCUGUAUAUAUUCACUUGAAAGAUGAGGUUAGUUGUGUAGCGUA